Molecule: messenger RNA, 6668 nt
Organism: Xyrauchen texanus (razorback sucker)
Lineage: Eukaryota; Metazoa; Chordata; Actinopteri; Cypriniformes; Catostomidae
Gene: tmem150ab
Product: transmembrane protein 150Ab
Exons: 8
Coding region: 217-1101 (294 amino acids)
Biological process (GO): protein localization to plasma membrane
Source: RefSeq, a predicted model, not a curated record
CACAGGGAUACAACAGCACCAGCAUCCACUGACGAGCCGCGGGGCCUGCGUUAUCGAGGGACUACAGAUGUAGCCGAAGGAGCAUUGCGCUGCCCCCGCUGGUGUUCAUACCCCACACUGCAUGGCUUUACCUGCUAGUGUCUCGCAUCGCGUCUCCAUAGCCCCAGUCCUGCACACCCUCAUGCUGACGUCGCAGGCAUCUGACAGAUUGUACCUAUGACUGCCUGGAUUGUUCUGCCUGUCAGCUUGUCUGCCUUCUCCAUCACGGGCAUAUGGAUCGUUUAUGCCAUGGCAGUAAUUAACCACCAUGUAUGCCCUGUUGAGAACUGGUCAUACAACUUAACAUGUACAGAGGUAACGGCUAAGAGGGGCUUCCCAAAGACCUGCUGCACUCUUCAAGACAUUCCCCUAAUCAGUAAAUGUGGUUGCUAUCCACCAGAGAGCUGUCUCUUCAGUUUGAUAGGCAAUGUUGGGGCCUUUAUGGUGGUUAUGGUGUGCAUGCUGCGCUAUUCUCAAGUGAUUGAACACAGUUAUCACUGCUGGACCAAUACGAGCGCUUUGGUGUCUGGCUGCAUUAACGCUCUGGGUCUGGUCAUGGUGGGCAACUUUCAGGUCGAUCACGCUAAAACGCUUCAUUAUGUUGGAGCUGGUGUUGCGUUCCCUGCCGGCUUGCUCUUUGUGUGUCUGCAGUGCGUUCUGACGUAUCGUAUAGCGGAGACGGCGCUUGACUACUGGAUGGCUCAUGUGCGUAUAGCUCUCUCAGCUGGAACUCUGGUCUCACUUGUCCUCAGUGGUAUCUUCUUCGUCCACGAGAGCUUUAUGUUGCAGCAUGCCGCAGCCAUAUGUGAAUGGGUCUUCACUGUGCUGGUUCUGGUCUACUACGGCACCUUCACUUAUGAGUUUGGCACGGUCAACACUGACACCAUGAUGGCAGCCUUAAUGAAGCGCAGUCAACAUCACCAUCCGAGCUCAGGGGUCAUCGUGGGAGGCAUCAGCAAAGGUGUUGUGAUGGGAUGUGGUGCCCACAGCCUUAAGUCUCCCAGGGGCAGUAGCACCUCCACACACCUCAACUGUACACCAGAGAGCAUCGCCAUGCUUUAGGGCUUAACCGAUACAGCAUUCUCUCAGACCUUUCAGUGUAUAGUCUCAGAUAGAAAUCCUUUUCACAUUCACAUCAUGGAUUUGUGAACAACUGAUACAAGCAAUAUUUUUUUUUAAAUUAUUUUCUCCCUGUAACACAGUUAAUGAUGGGCAAGGAGGAGGCAAGAACCGGCUUGUCAACAUAAAUCAUAAUUAAAUGCAAACUUAAACCAAAAGCACAAACAUAAACACACAGGACGGACAUGCCCGUAAUUCUCUCUCUCUCGAACCAUCGUCACCGGCCGCCUUUAUCCCUCGCGCGCCUCAUCAGGCCGAUUGGGUACCGGGCGUGCGAUAUUCUGACCCGGCCCUGCCCCCCUCCGCUCCACAUUCCCCAAGUUGGAAUGCCCAAUGCGCUCGAAGUCCUCGUGGUGGCGUAGAGACUCGCCUCAAUCUGGGUGGCGGAGGACGAAUCUCAGUUGCCUCCAUGUCUAAGACCGUCAAUCCACGCAUCUUAUCAUGUGGCUUGUUAAGCGCGUUACCACGGAGACAUAGUGCGUGUGGAGGCUUCACGCUAUUCUCCGUGGCAUCCGCGCUCAACUCAACACGUGCCCCACCGAGAGUGAACAACAUUAUAGCGACCACGAGGAGGUUACCCCAUGUGACUCUACCCUCCCUAGCAACUGGGCCAAUUUGGUUGCUUAGGAGACCUGGCUGUAGUCACUCAGCUCGCCCUGUAUUCAAACUCGUGACUCCAGAGGUGGUAGUCAGCGUCUUUACUCACUGAGGUACUCAGGCCCCCCAGUACAAGCAGUAUUGAAUUGCUUUGCAAAGUUACAGCAAGUUUGCAGACUUGUUAAUUAUAAUCUAAAAAUAAUGGCCUGUCUGUCAUAGCUAAUGUAUUUUGCAUGAUAUUUUGCGUUAAUAUUUAAGACAACUUGGAGCAACGCAGCCCCAGUAACCAGCGCAAAUUAACCCUUUUCAUGAUUUAUUUAAAAGUGUAUUCAUUUACUGUUAAAACUGCAAUAACUUGUAUCUAAAGGUGAGUUCACACUGACAGCGUUUAAAGGAAUAGAAAGGAUUCAAGAAAUAGAAACUCCACAGAUUUAAUAUUAGCAAACUAUAGUUUUGGCAAGUUGUUUAGGACAUCUACUUUGUGCAAGUAAUUUUUCCAAAAAUUGUUUACAGACAGAUUGUUUCAGUGGGUCAGAAGUUUACAUACACUAAGUUAACCAAUUAGCUUCUGAUAGGCGAUGUACUGAAUUGGAGGUGUACCUGUGGAUGUAUUUUAAGGCCUAACUUCAAACUCAGUGCCUCUUUGCUUGACGUCAUGGUAAAAUCAAAAGAAUCAGCCAAGACCUCAGUAAAAAAACAAUUGUGGACCUCCAUAAGUUUGGUUCAUCCUUGGGAGCAAUUUCCAAACGCAUGAAGGUACCAAGUUCAUCUGUACAAACAAUAGUAUGCAAGUAUAAACACCAUGUGACUAUGCAGCCAUCAUACCCCUCAGGUAAGAGAUUAAUUCACCACGUUCAUCUGUACAAACAAUAGUAUGCAAGUAUAAACACCAUGGGACCAUGCAGACAUCAUACCGCUCAGGAAAGAGAUGCAUUCUGUCUCCUAGAGAUGAACGUAGUUUGGUGUGAAAAGUGCAAAUCAUCUUCAGAACAACAGCAAAGGACCUUGUGAAGAUGCUGGAGGAAACAGUUAGACAAGUAUCUAGAUCCACAGUAAAAUUUGUCCUAUAUUGACAUAACCUGAAAGGCUGCUCAGCAAGGAAGAAGCCACUGCUCCAAAACUGUAAUAAAAAGCCAGGCUACAUUUUGCAAGUUCACAUAGGGACAAAGAUCUUUCUGGAGAAAUGUCCCCUGGUCUAAUGAAACAAAAAUCAAACCGUUUAGCCAUAACAAUCUUCGUUAUGUUUGGAGGAAAAAGGGUGAGGCUUGCAAGCCGAAGAACAUUAUCCCAACUAUGAAGCAUGGGGGGUGGCAGCAUCAGGUUGUGGGGCUGCUUUGCUGCUGGAGGGACUGGUGCAUGUCACAAAAUAGAUGGAAUCAUGAGGAAGGAAAAUGAUGUGGAUAUAUUGAAGCAAAAUCACAAGACAUCAGACAGGAAGUUAAAGCUCGGUCACAAAUGGGUCUUCCAAAUGGACAGUGUGCCAUACCUCCAAAGUUGUGGCAAAAUGACUUAAGGACAACAAAGUCAAGGUAUUGGAGUGGCCAUCACAAAGCCUUGACCUCAUUCCAAUAGAAAAUUUGUGGGCAGAACUGAAAAAGCAUGUGCGAGCAAGAAGGCCUACAAACUUGACUCAGUUACACCAGUUCUGUCUGGAGGAAUGGGACAAAAUUCCAGCAACUUAUUGUGAGAAAUUUGUUGAGGACUACACAAAACAUUUUGACACAAGUUAAACAAUUUAAAGGCAAUUCUAUCAAAUGCUAACAAAGUGUAUGUAAACUUCUGACCCACUGUGAAUGUGAUGAAAUAAAUAAUUCUCUCUACUAUAAUUCUGAUAUUUCACAUUCUUAAAAUAAAGUAGUGAUCCAAACUGACCUAAGACGGAAAGUUUUCUACGAUUAAAUGUCAGGAAUUGUGAAAAAGUGAGUUUAAAUGUAUUUGGCUAAGGUGUAUGUAAACUUCUGACUUCAAAUGUGUGUGUGUGUGUGUGUGUGUGUGUGUAUGUAUAUAUAUAUAUAUAUAUAUAUAUAUAUAUAUAUAUAUAUAUAUAUUAGCCACAAUAUUAAAACCACCUGCUUAAUAUUGUGCAUGUCCCCCUCUUGUCACAAAACCUGCCUCUCAAAAUAGUAUUCUGAGGUGAUAUUCUUCUCACCAUAAUUGUACAGAGCGGUUAUCUGAGUUACUGUAGACUUUGUCAGUUCAAACCAGUCUGGCCAUUCUCUGCUGACCUCUCUCAUCAACAAGACAUUUCCGUCCACAGAACUGCCACUCACUGGAUGUUUUUUUGUUUUUGGCACCAUUCAGAGUAAAUUCUAGAGACUGUUGUGUGUGAAAAUCCCAGAAGAUCAGCAGUGAGGGGCAGUUCUGUGGAUGGAAAUGUCUUGUUUGAUGAGAGAGGUCAACAGAGAAUGUCCAGACUGAUUCGAGUCUAUGGACCUACACAAUGUUAGGCAGGUGGUUUUAAUGUUAUGGCUGAUCGGUGUAUUUAAAUUCCUCCAGAUUAAUAUAUAUAGACUAUUAAAAGCUUAGUUUGAUAAAUAGCGUACUUAACUAUUUAGUUAUUCUAGCAUUGUAACUGAGCUAAGUCUCACUCACCACAAAAUACAAGAGUCCCUAGUGGGUUUUGGGCUUAGUUAUAGUUGAAAGUCCCACUUUUUAUAUCAAAUAUAUAUUUUUUCUGAUUAUUGGGAUUUUGGUUAAACAAUAAACUGCAUCUUUGAUUUUAUUCAUUUUGGACUCUUGUAGCUUCUGUGUCGGUGCUGUCAUAUUAAGAAAAUUAUUAUAAUAUUAUAACCUUCAUUAUCUGUAUUCUCACGGAUGACUGAGCUCCUCACCCUAUCUCUAAGAGAGAAGCCCGCCACCCUUCUGAGGAAGCCCAUUUCGGCCGCUUGUACUCGCGACCUAGUUCUUUCGGUCAUGACCAAGGGUCAACCUUCAUGAUCAUAGGUGAGGGUAGGAACAAAAAUUGACCGGUAGAUUGAGAGCUUUAGCUUCCGGCUCAGCUCUCUUUUCGUGACAACGGUGCGAUAGAGCGAGUGCAAUACCGCCCCCGCUGCCCCGAUUGUCCGGCCAACCUCCCGCUCCAUUGUCCCCUCACUUGUGAACAAGACCCCGAGGUACUUGAACUCCUUCACUUGGGGCAAUACCUCCUUCCCUACCUUGAGUACACACUCCAUCGGUUUAUUUUAAUCAUAAAUCAUAAUUAAUUAAUCAUACUUUUAUCAUGUGGUUAAAGUUUUCUAGAUACCAUUCAUACAAAUCUAUUCUUUUAGUCAUUGUAAAUGAAAAUUAGCCUCUGUACUUCAGUUUCUUAUGUUCAUGUUCUCAUAUCGUACCCAUGAGCAAACUUUCUGGGAAACGAUAAUAACAAGAGAACAUCGUUUCAAAAAGUCAAAUGUAGAUGCUAUAACAUGGUAUAACCAGAAUGUUUAUUGGAACUUUUAUUUUGUUCUUCUAAAUUGUCUUUACAAUAUCAAACAGGAAAUGCUUGUAUUAGAGCAUAAAGAGGUAAAGAGGGUUUGAAAAUAUAGUAUUUAAUUAACUAAUUAUUUUGGAUAAUUUAGUUGGGGAACUAAAUAAUGGGUGGUUAUUUGGUGCUGUUGACUGCUUUGCAUUUAUCUUUGUAAAUGUUUAAUAUGGCAACAUUUUGUCAACACAUGGUUUUAUUAUUAUUAUUUUUAUUUGUUUAUUUUUUCUUCACUUUUUGUCCUGACAUUAAGAGGUGGAUUUUGGUAUUUUUAUCUGUAGUAUACAUGGUAUAUUGUAUAAUUUUUUUUGUUGUAUACUUGGUUAUUAACUCAGUUUUAGGGUUACAUAACUGGCGUUAGACAAGCUCAUAGAUCGUUUCUGCAAUUCAUUUGAAUAUUGAAAUGGAUUAUUUUAAUACAUCAGCAUAAAUGAAGCAGAGCAUUUGUUAUGAAGAGCUGAGCAUAAUGUUGCAUUAAUCAAAGAGUAUACUGCAAUGAGACAAGGGUCAAUAAUGAAGAAAUGAUGGCUAGUCAAUAUCAGUCCACUGUUAACACCACUUUUCUUAGAAAUCUCAUUAUAAUAUACAGAAUACUCUGUAAAAAAAAAAAUACAAAAUCUCAUAAGAUGUUGGAAAUAAAAUAGCAAUAAGGCAGGAAACCUGAAUAUGUUUUUUUUUUUUUAUGUAUCUAGUGGACCCGAAAUGUGAAGUUUAUGUAUUUUGAUGACACCGUAUUUUAGUUUCUAGAUAUUGCUCAUUUUAAAGCAAUGUGGGUUAUAUUGAUGAGUGUUACUGAAAUCAGUGGUAUUGGUUAUGUAUCAUCUAUUUGUUUUAUAAUUUCUUUGUAAUGCCAGACAAUGAAUCAAUGCAAUAUUCAACUUUGUUAAAGUACUUGUAUACAAGUAUACCUCUGUGUGGGGAGUAGGAUAGUUUCCUAAAGGAGCUGCUAAGACAUAUUAUGGAAUUUAAACUGAAUCUGUUUAUGUUGUUUCUGUUUUGUGUGAAAGGCCAAAUUCAAUCAUGGAUAGAACUCCUGUGAACUACCUACCGCUCCAUAAAGCUCAGCCAAGUUGUUACAUUUUUAGUAAUCAAAUAUUAAACGUUUUAAUAAAGCACUAAUCACAUUUUAUACUAAUUUAGUUACCUUUGUUCAGUGAAAUUCUUCCAACAAAUACAUCAGUGUCGGUCACAGUGUAAAGACUUCAAAAACAGUAUUUAGUUGACAUGUGAAUUGUAAACUGAAAUGGAUCUGUUGACUUGUUACACUCAACUUUCUUUUGAGUUAUGACCCAUUCAUCGGCAUGUUUCCUAAUCUUUCAUAUUUCUUUUGUGAAAUAAAAUGCACCUGAAUUUAAAAGAUGCUAUUUGUUGAAAAGCUUGUUUGCUGCCUAAAUGAUAUACAGCACAAUUACAUCAUGUUUAAUAUACAUUUGAAGUCAGAUGUUUACAU